AUGACGUACAUGACGUACAUGUUUGUUUCGAAUAACUAAAAUAAACAAGGUGGAAAAUAUAAGGGUUUCUGACUUGUUCCAAAGCUGAAAUGAUAUUUGUGUUAAAUUAAUAGUUUCUUAAAUAGAAUUGAUCUACAAGUGUUUACCUAGGGCACACAGAAAAAUGUCUGCAGCUAAUGCAGCCCCUAUAACUGCUACAGACAGCUUAUCACAAGCUCUAAAAGCUAACAUAAUCCCGAAUCAGGAGUACUUAUUGCAGGGUUCAGUCCUAGAUUCAGCUGUAGAAGUUCUACUACAUCGCCUUCGCGGUUUGUGCGAUAAUGUGGACGCUGGCCCAGAGACAUUUGAUGAUCAAGAAGUAUGCUUUAGUUUACGAGAUCCAAAUCAACAGGCUGCUCCGUUAAUGCUGCGAGUAAGGAAAGCCUUGGACUGCCGUGAUAUGCCAUACCAACUCCGGUACAUAGGUCAACCAGACCUGGGUGACAAGAACAGACCCACUGUAGUGAGGUCUAGUUUGGAUAUAGCUUGCAGUGGCAUGCUCAUAGAUUUCCUCAAUGAACUUGGCUGUAGAAUUGAAUUUGAAUAUAGUGUUAAAGGUUACAUGUUCAGAAAAGGCCGCAUGAAGAUAACAGUGGCGAAGGUGUUUAAGAUAUCUCAAGGGUCAAUGCCCCCGGAACCUAUAUCUCAGAGUUAUCUGGUUGAGUUAUCUGUUCUAGCCCCGCAAGGCCAGGACGCCAUUGCCGAGGACAUGCGCGCCUUCGCCGACCAGCUCCGGCCGCUCGUGCAGCUCGACAAAAUAGACUACAAGAGGCUCGGCCACAUGGCUGUCACAUAGCCCAUAGCCACCGUCCCAUACUUAGGUUGACACACAUCUACAGACUUUGUACCUACUAUAAAACGGGAUAAGGAAGAGUAUUUUCUACAAUUCUAUGCCUUAAAUUAUUCGACGUGACUUGAUUUCCAUAACUUUUUUCGAAGUGACUACUUCGAAAAAUUGUCAUGAAAUCAAUAUUAUCUCUUUAUGUUUGGGGGCUCUCAUUUAAAACCAAAUUUUUACAAAAA
Trichoplusia ni (cabbage looper) is the source of this 1062-nucleotide messenger RNA. RefSeq names its product mediator of RNA polymerase II transcription subunit 18 (gene MED18). Gene Ontology annotation, cellular component: mediator complex; core mediator complex. Gene Ontology annotation, biological process: termination of RNA polymerase II transcription; regulation of transcription by RNA polymerase II. Bases 164 to 835 code for a protein of 223 amino acids. The record is from RefSeq and is a predicted model, not a curated record. Gene Ontology annotation, molecular function: transcription coregulator activity. The transcript has 5 exons. Lineage: Eukaryota; Metazoa; Arthropoda; Insecta; Lepidoptera; Noctuidae.